Molecule: messenger RNA, 2992 nt
Organism: Morus notabilis
Lineage: Eukaryota; Viridiplantae; Streptophyta; Magnoliopsida; Rosales; Moraceae
Exons: 7
Coding region: 6-2831 (941 amino acids)
Source: RefSeq, a predicted model, not a curated record
AAGAAAUGGCAUCAUCUCAAGUCGAAAUCGCUCCGUCUUCGCCGUUCGGCUGUGUCUUACGGGAUCGAAAUAGGAGAGACGGGUGCCACAGAGAGAGCGGCUGCAAUUGGAGAAAAUUCCUGGUCAAAGAUCACAAUCUCCACACCACCUGCAUUUCAAUCCCUCCAGACUCCUCUGCCUCCAAUGAGAACGAAAAUUCAUGUUGGCUUCCGAACCACCAGCGUUUCUGCGCCGACAAUCACGGAAAAUCUACCAACUCUAAUUUCAAAGAGAAGAACAGUUUUCCUUCAAGAAAAUCCAAAGAAAUGCCAACAACAAAAACAGAGACUCUGCCUCCACCUCUGCCUCGGUUGGAUAGCCUUGGCCCCGAAAGCCCGAAUAUCGGGGCGGCUUCUCUGGUACGGAUAUGGGAGAAGAGGCUAAACCGAUCCAAGAAUGGAAACAAUUCCAAUUCAGCAGUUUCAGCCGACUGGGGAUUGAGUGGCAAUGAGAAUAAUUCUUCUUCUUCUUCUCCUUCUUCUUCCCCAAGAGAGUCAGAGCCAGAAGCAGAGGACUCUGUUUGCGAAGAGAGAUUUGAUUCAUCGGGGGAUUGGCAUUCCGAUAGAACUGCACCAAGCGAGAUGCCUUCUCCAUGCCGGAGCCAGAAUUCGGAUGCAGGUGAAAACGAGAGAGUCAGAGUGGCUGAUAUAAUCAAGAGAUUGACGGCUGCAAAUCAGGGGCAGAGUACUCUGUCCUGUUCUAGUUCCGGCGGCAAUGACAACGGGCGCGAACAGUCUAAUUCUCCGCGUGAUUGUUUGUCCCCCGUCUCCGAUCACACGGAGCAGAGGAUUUUCUCGCCGCGGAUCAGAGGUCGGCGGGCGUUUGCCGAUUUGCUUAUGCAAAUGGAGAGGGAGCGGCAGGGAGAGCUCAACGCGCUGGUUGAGCGCAAAGCAGUUUCGAGGUUCCCUCAAAAAGGCCGAAUCCAGUCAAUGCUUAGGCUUAGAUUGCUGCAACGUGGCACUGCGGUUCAAGACCGGCAGCAGCAGCGGUUCGCGGCGGCGUCACAAGUGGAGAGGCUGCCACUAGGGUCUUCCAUUACGCAUCUCAGGGAGAGAUUCAGCAUUGGAUUUGAGCAUUCUGCAACAUCUCAGAGUGAUGCAACUACUAAUCCUGGAAGCCCCGGGAGGGAAACAACUAACAACAGUACUAAUUUGGAAAAUUCGUCCAUCCCAAAUAAGCCAGAUAGAAAUAUUCAGAAUCCAGAAGUUAAUUUCAUAGAGCGACAGGAUAGAACAACCCAAGUACAGGAUCCUCCGGCUUAUAUCAUCCACGAGGAACUCGGUCCCUUAACCACAAUACAGGAUACAACAAUCUCAAUACAAGAUCCUCUAGCCCAUAACAUCAAAGAUACCGGUCCCUCAACCCCAGUACAAGAUACAAUAACCCAAGUACAGGACACUGCUGCGCAUAACAUCGUAUAUGUUCACGAGGAAUCCGGUCCCUUAAUCCCAAUACAGGAUACAUUAUCCCUGUCACAGGAUCCUACAAUGCAUAUCAUCGAAGAUAUUCACCAAGAACCCAGUCCCUUGUCUGCAGAACAAGAUACAACAACUCCAAUACAGGAUCUUUGUGCACGUAGCAUCGAAGAUACUCGUGAGGAACCCUGUCCAAGUUCGAGCAUAACAUGGCGAGAAAUGGGCUUUGAUUACAGAAAUCUUGACGUGCAAGAAACAUGCUCGGAGGAUAGAAAUCUCGCUUCACAAGAAACAGCAGGCAAUGAAGAAGUGAGCACGUCUUGUGGUGUCUGGGAUGGAAAUGAUGUUGCAGAAGAGCUCGAAGAGAACUACCAAGAGCAUGCUGAAAUCAAUUACGAUUGGAUCAGUGACAUUUCUCGCCCUCGGAGCUACUGGGAACACCGCAGGCAAGAAUGGUACCGUGAAAUGCUUAACUCCAACUCGGACAAUGCUGAAAUUCGUCGACUACUUGAAAGAGGGACAGUGUCAAGUUUUCUUGCGAGUGAUUUCCGAGAGAAAAUGGACAGAUUGAUGGCGACUCGCUUAGAAAUUAGGCAAGCGCAUCCUGUUGGUGGCAGCCAAGGUGAAGAAGUUGAAGGGAAAAACCAAUUCUUGUCUUUCCUCCAAAACCGUCAACGACAGCAGCAACAACAACGACAUGAAAUUGGGGAAGAAGAGAUAGAAGGAGAAGAGCAAGAACAAGAACAAGGUGAAGGAGAAGAAGAAGAAGAAGAAGAAGAAGAAGAGAGUUUAACUAGUGGUCAAUAUCACGAAGCCGGUAAUUAUUUUGAUCAAUCAACAUCAUCACUAAUGCAAUUUCCUUCACCAACUCUACUAAGAUCAUGGAGUUUUCGAGAUGACGAAGUUGGUGAUGACUCCAAUCUAGCUACAUCGACCUCUCCAAGCCAAAAUUUCCCAUCACAACCUUACUACCAUACUGCUCGGCAAUGCACUUCCUCCAGAAAUUAUCCUUCAAUUGAAAUGGAAAUGAUAUGCGAGCUAAGAGGGCAAAUGGAGCAAUUUUAUCAAGAGAUAUCUGAGAUUAGAAAAUCAUUAAAGAGUUGCAUGGACAUGCAUAUGAUACUAAUGCAACAAUCCAUGAAGCAGGACCUUCAUUCAGUAGAAGGGGAAAAGAAAUCAUUUGGCAGGGCAGUACCAAAGAAAGGAAACUGUUGUAUCUGCUAUGAAAUGAAGGUCGACUCUCUGUUGUACAGAUGUGGUCACAUGUGCACAUGCUUAAAAUGUGCACAUGAACUUCAAUGGAAUAGUGGGAAAUGUCCAAUGUGCCGAGCCCCGAUUGCCGAUGUCGUAAGGGUAUAUUUGGAAUUGGAUUCAUAGACUAAUUGGUGAUGGCGAACGAGUUCUUGCUCCAGAGGACCGUCUCUUUUCUUCCUUUUAAGAAGCAAAACUUUAGUGAUCAGUGAUAACACACUUUGAAGAGGAAAUUACUUUGUUUAUACAUUUUUGCGUUUGCCUUUUUGUCUAUCUAAUACUUACUA